Messenger RNA from Meloidogyne enterolobii, 645 nucleotides. Lineage: Eukaryota; Metazoa; Nematoda; Chromadorea; Rhabditida; Meloidogynidae. The record is from the annotation of a GenBank genome assembly.
AUGGUUAAUAUGCUGAAUGUUCAAGAAACUAAAGAGAUUUAUCAAUUUAUUAUAAACUCUCAUGUCAUUUCUGAUCAACUAAAAGAACGUUACGACAAUAUAAUAAACUUGAUUCUUUUUGGAAUGGCCGAAGACGGUUAUGGACGUUUAGUACCAGCAAAUAACAGUGGUGAUCCAGAGAUGCUCCUUUUACACAUUUUUGAGUUAAAACAAAGAAUGACUAUUGGCUCAAUAACACCCCGUGCUCUUUCCAAAUUUAUUGAAGAGGUUAAAACGGAAGGUAAUCGGAAGCACAACAAGUGGGAAUAUGAGGAAUUUGUUAAAGAAUUGGAGAACAAAUGGGCUAUUGCUGUUUUUAAAUAUUUAUUAACUUUGUAUCAUUAUAAUCUUGAUCAAUUAAUAAUUAAAACGGCGGAAAAUGAUGAGGAUGAUGAAGGAAAUCAAGGACAAUUUCAUUUUAAAAUUUUGAGUUCAACUACAUUUUGGAUACAAAUUAAAGGGGUAGCCAAUGCAGCAAAAGAAUACUAUUCAAAAAAUGAUUCAGCAAUUGUUGUAGCUGUAGGUGAUGCAAACACAAGUGCCCAUUUCUUUACUGGAAGCGGAUUAGGCACAGGCAAGUUUACACUUGGAAAUUCUAAAAAUUAA